AUGUCCGCCUCCCGCUCCAGGAGGUCCAUGGGAGAACCCGACUACACGUCAAGUUUAUACUCAGAACCUCCGGCACCCCUGUCAUCGGUAAACCCCAUCAUGGACGCUCUCAAAGAGGGCGUCUUGAAACUCAGGAGCAAGUAUCGGGACUUCACUCUUCUCCUGGACCUGCAGAAGGGAUAUCAUCAUCACUUCAUGACGCGUCUGUUCGACCACGUCAAGGAGGUAUCCCAGUUUUCCUGGGACAAUCUCGAGUGGGACGGGGACGCACGUAGGGCUUGCGCCGAAAGCUUUCUGGAGAAAUACGGGAUGCAGUACUGGGGAGAGAAGAACCGAAAGAAGUGUCUCAUGGCGGAGAGUUUGGAAAAUCCGGGCGAGUUGUGCACUUAUCCAGAAAGAAAAGAGGAAAUCACGCGGAUCAUAAUGCUUCUCAUUGAGAAGAAGGUCAAAACCGAGCUGAAGGAGAAAAGAGCAAACGUUGGACCGAAAUCCCAGGAUGUCCUGAGCGACACCAAGGCACAAGAGUCGGGCUUAAAACCCUCUCAUCCGCCCACCAACCCGCCUCUACUUAUCCUGAAACCGGAUAACCCCCAGGCGAAGGCGAAGUCGACUAACACGAACCACGACAAGGAUGAGAGCGGGGGCAAAAGACGCACAUCUGACAGUCCAGAUCCCUUCUAUGUGAGACAAAAGGAACGCCGCCUGAAAAAGUCCAAGAAACCCAAGACAGAAAACAAUGAAGAUGACAGUAACAUGCUACCGCCCAGCAAAAUCGGCAUGCUCCCGGAGAGGCCAAUUCCCAAGCCAGUGGGGGUUCUAGAACCAGAGCAGAAGGCCCAGAAGCAUGCGGCUCAAGGAAGUAAGCAGAUGAAAGUCAAUGACAUGGACGACAUGGACAUUGACGAGAUCUUGGAAGCGCCCUUAUUCCCAAGACGGGACAGAAGCAUAGGGAAUCAGAGUACUGCAACCCCGACGCAGUCGAGCGAGGAGCGACGAACAAGCUUCCUAGUCACCGCUACGAGCCAACCCGGGAUGGCGCCAGUGUUCGUGCCCUUUCAGAAUUUUCCCACUGCCUCGGCCUUCAUCGAAUCCAUGACAGACGAAUGCGGGCUGCAUGAAUGGGAUCCGAGCACACAGUUGACCCGGGAAAUGUCAAACUCAUUUAGCCCAGCGGCGGCAAUGCGAGGGGUCAUUGCCGCGUCUGUGGAGUUGAAGUGGUCUGGGUUCUCGAUCCGGGUCCGGCCUGACAAGAACAGGGACUGGGAGAUUCUGGUGGAAAAAAUACGAAAGGAGUGGAGCAACAGGGAUCAGAACAAUCAGAGCAAUAGUGCUACUGUUGACAACGGUAGUGAGGGUAAUAUUAAGCGUGACGUUGGCGACCUUGAGAUUGUGGUCAUGCUGCACGUCGUGGGAUGAUCCUUGGGUGUUUCUCUCUUUGUCUCCGGGAUUUCUGCAUAUACAGAGGAUUCCUACAUGUCAGUGGCUACAACUUGCAAGGGCUCCUGGUGUUGGACGUGUCAAGGUCUUUCUUUGGGUUAUCUUUUUCUGUUCUCGACGGGAUAAUGCAUGAUGACCGCUGGGCGCUUCGGGUCAGAACUCGGUCCAGAAAGGCCGAAGAAGGUUCCAAAAAGCGGUGAAUUUUCCAGACGCCGUUGCGCUUCGAUUUCAAAGAAAAGUACGGAGUAAUGAUUAGUAUUCGUGGCUGUCCAGGUCCAGGACAUGAAGGGAUGCUCCGCUCGGACGGGCCGUUGUGGAUUGAUU
Monascus purpureus is the source of this 1761-nucleotide messenger RNA. The record is from the annotation of a GenBank genome assembly. NCBI's taxonomy places the organism in Eukaryota, Fungi, Ascomycota, Eurotiomycetes, Eurotiales, Aspergillaceae.